AUGUCACUCGAACAACUGCUGUCGCACUUCGAUAAUCUUCAGCUGCAAAACGCACCAACUCACACUCAUGUCGUCGAACUCGUCUGCCCGGCAUGUAAUCUGCUCCCUGACCGAGACACAGUCCCGUGUCUAGAUCCACCCAAGUAUGCUGCAUACAUGAGUCGUCCGCCCAAGAAUCCAGCCUCGCUUGGUCUGAUCGACACAAGUUUCCACGCGAUCGUGUCCUCGAGCAUCGCCUCCGGGCUGCUAGCAGAAGACGGCGCACACGGCGAGCUCCUAAAGGGGAUCGAGGAUCUAGUGUAUGUGGCAGGGCGCUCCAAGCUGGCCAUCGUCCCAUUCUUCGACAGGAACAGUCGGCGUUUCAUUACCAGAUUCCAGCUCGAGACUAUAACGAAGGACGGCCAGACCAGCACUCGCACUUUCGACUUAGGUCUCGAAAACAUGGAGAUGCUGUUCGAUGCAGUAAAGAGCAACGGCUGCAUCUCAAUGGUCCGGCACCUGCUCUCGCGCGAGUCCCUCCGAGCCUACUACCAUGUGCGGGGACAGUUGUCUGAUUGGCAUGGCUAUUCCUUCGUCAGGGACGAGGAAGCAUCGUGGGACGUAGAGUGGGCAUCAUCGCACAAGACCGAUGUGGAGCACGUCUUUCUUGAAAAGUUGAGCCGUCUGCCAUGCGACGCGGCUUGUGGCAUGGAAUCAGUGCGCUACAUUCUUCCCUGCGGCCAUGAGUUGUCAACCACACACGCUGCGAUCGCUGCUAUGAGCGAGGACGACUGCGCAUCGGCAUGCUGUCAGAUCUGUGGCACGCGAUUCCUGACCGGUGCGGAAGUGUUGCCCUACGAAGUGAGGCUGGCGAGUAAGAGGUGCAAGAGAGCAGCGCGCAUCCACGAUCACUGGACCAAGCUCGAUCGAAGUCCGAGUCCGGUGAAGUACGGCUUCGAUGGCAAGACUUUGCUCGAUGCCAUCCGAGCGGCACUGAGAGGAUUUGCAACAUUCGAAUUGAUCUCGCCAGCCUCGCAAUCAGUCCCAAGACAUGGCAGCAUUGCAGCCAUCAUGGAGUACCUCGAGAGGAUUCUUGCUGAGGAGGGCUCCAUCCGAGAAGAAAUGCCAGAAACCAUGGUCGUUUUGCUGAUCGACGACAUCCUCAAGAGGGUCAGGUGCAAUUACGGACAGCCAUUGAUCGAAACCUCGCUGCCUCCGGGCUGCGGCCAAUUCUUCCGGGACUGGAUGCUGCGAGCGGUCAACUUCGUCACGGACCGGAAGUGUGAUCCUCCCGCUUGUCGCCCAGGCAUACAUCGGCACGACCGCGAGCUUGUGUACGGUUGCACCGCUGGAGGCGUUGUUGAUGACGGAAGGAUGCCGUUGACGCGGAGCAUUGACGAGGGGCAGAAGCCGACUGGUAUGGAGGAUUUACAGGCCGAGCUGGCUGAGAUGGACCUAGAACGCACGAGCUCGCUGCACAAAGAGCUGGCUGAGAUGGAAGUCGAGCAGAGACCGAAGAUUGUGGGGAGACUUGGUCGUGAAGAAUACAUGAUGGAGGAUGUUGGUGCGGCUAUGUGA
Messenger RNA from Fulvia fulva, 1557 nucleotides. RefSeq lists its product as uncharacterized. Bases 1 to 1557 code for a protein of 518 amino acids. The transcript has a single exon. The record is from RefSeq and is a predicted model, not a curated record. Lineage: Eukaryota; Fungi; Ascomycota; Dothideomycetes; Mycosphaerellales; Mycosphaerellaceae.